AGCUCUCUGCAAUUAAAGUUUUCAUCUACUACUAGAAAGCAAAAGCGAAGAGUGUUCGAUACUCGUACAAACAUGGCGGUGGUCGGAGACGUGAUUGUGACCAAAAUCAUCGAGAAGUUGGUGGAGAUCGGGCUCGAGUAUGCAGCAGAACAGUAUUUUGCUCGGGAUGCUCGGAUGAAAGAUGAGCUUGAAAGGCUCAAGAAAGCUCUUCCUCGUAUCCAAGCCGUUGUGGAGAUGGCAGAGAGCGGGCAGCAAGAGAUCAAGGGAGGACUCGACGAAUGGUUGUGGCAACUAAAAGAUGCAUUGGAUGAGGCUGACAACGUACUUGAUGAGCUUGAUUACCUCAGACUACAGAAACAAAUUGAGGAGAAAGCCUCAGGCAGCAAAGAACACGGUGAUAGUGGCAGGGGUAAAGUGCGUGGUUUUCUCUCCGACUCCAAACGGAAAGUUGUAAAAGCUAGUAAAAGGGUCUUCAAAUCCGAUCCCACCCUCGGGAAACUGAGGGGGCUGUGAAAAGGCUAGAUGAAGUCGCAGCGGGCGUGGGAAAUUUCAUCUCUACACUACAAGA
Asparagus officinalis (garden asparagus) is the source of this 568-nucleotide messenger RNA. RefSeq lists its product as uncharacterized. The transcript is spliced from 2 exons. The record is from RefSeq and is a predicted model, not a curated record. NCBI's taxonomy places the organism in Eukaryota, Viridiplantae, Streptophyta, Magnoliopsida, Asparagales, Asparagaceae. The coding region runs from base 73 to 513 and encodes 146 amino acids.